GUACUUUAGUACAUAGUAGAGGUGCAACUUGUUGGCUGCUUGAUAGAGCCACAAAUCGUGCAUCUCAGCUGCAGGGACGAUAUGAGGGGGACCUUGUAGGUCUCGGAUCAAAUAGUCCGAACAAGGGUGGCGGUACUCGUAUCUGAAGUAAGAUGCAUCCAGUCAGCGCUACUUUAUUACGUGUCGCUACUAUUUUCCCCACAAGGUCUUCUCUCUGGCUUGAUCCACCUUUCUCUGUUCUCCACAAUUCUUCGCGCUUAUACAGACUUUCAACAUUCUUCCGCCUAUACAGAUUUCCAACGAGGUCGACAAGAAGUGUAUCUCGGCGCAAAUGGCUUCGCAGGCCGACUACUUUGCGGAGGUCAAUCCCACGAGCCGGGAGAUGUACCAUACCGCCAUGGCAUUCAUUGUCAUUGAUACCCUCGUUUUUGGACUUUUUCUUGCUUCUAUGUAUCGUCAACGCAAGCGCCAGCGUAACAAGAAUGAAAUCGGCAUCUACUUUUUGAUGAGUGUGGCUUACAUAUCUGUAUUGGGCAACGCACUUGUUGGAGUUUUACUUGUGAAGAUUGGUGGAGUCGGUCGCCAUGUCGCCUUCUGGGAAUCAACUGACCCAGACACGUUCACGAAGUUCUUGCAAUUGCAAACAGGAAUCGAGAUUAUCUACAUGGCAUCCAUUACAGCUCCCAAGAUUGCAAUUCUCACACUCUACCUUAAGAUCUUCACUGAUCGCCUUGCUCGACAACUUACGUGGAUAAUGGGCGUCAUUUUGGUAAUGUUCCUUCUGUCUGGUUUGGUUCUAGCCCUCGCCCUUUGCAAACCAUACGAAUACAAAUGGAACAAAACAAUCCAUGGGAAAUGUGGCGACAUUAUGGCAGGUUAUCGCUGGAUCAGCAUUCCCAGCAUCAUCACCGAUUUCUUCAUUCUCAUAAUUCCUAUUCCUACUAUCUGGAAGCUCCGCGUGGACACAUACAAGAAAGUUGGUGUCUUGAUCACAUUCCUCACGGGAAGUCUAGGAUUCAUCACAGCCAUUGUCCGAUGCCUCACAUUCUACACUUCGAAUCUGUUCUCAGACCCAACGUGGCUGGCCGGGAAAACUAUGACUUGGACUAUUAUCGAAUCGAGUGCAUAUUUUAUCUGUGCCUGUCUUCCUCGCCUCCGGCCUCUGUUGCAGUUAUUUUUGGAGAAGACGGGUGUUAUUUCUGUGGUGGCAAAUACUUGGGGUACUUUCACGAAUAAAAGCAAAGGCACCCAUGAUGGCUCGGCUCAUGAUAUGAGCAAUGAAAACCGUGGUUCGAGACCCGGUGAUAACAAGGUUGGGUUUGUAGAGAUGGAUGAGCUGGGACUCGUUUCUUCUAACGAACGGACUCAAUGCUCUGGUGAGGAUGAAUUCAACUAAUCAAUGGAUAUGUCAGGUUGACGAGUUUACUAAUUGAUAUCAAUCACACUAUGCCAUUGUCGAGUAUUAUAAGCGAGGAUUUUCUCUAGCAUAGAUUUUAUUUGCGCGUGAGAGACUCCAAUUCUCUGUCUUGAAAUAUACAAGCCCAUUGACAUGCGUG
Messenger RNA from Mollisia scopiformis, 1556 nucleotides. RefSeq lists its product as uncharacterized. NCBI's taxonomy places the organism in Eukaryota, Fungi, Ascomycota, Leotiomycetes, Helotiales, Mollisiaceae. The record is from RefSeq and is a predicted model, not a curated record. The transcript has 4 exons. The coding region runs from base 332 to 1396 and encodes 354 amino acids.